This is a messenger RNA of Spirometra erinaceieuropaei, 1194 nucleotides long. The record is from the annotation of a GenBank genome assembly. Lineage: Eukaryota; Metazoa; Platyhelminthes; Cestoda; Diphyllobothriidea; Diphyllobothriidae.
AUGAAGAAACGGGCCGACCUGCAAAAGAAUCUACAAUCUCUUUUUUGCACGGCCAGCGAGAACCGAAUGUCUACGAAGGUUGUUAAUUAUUCGAAAAGGGACCUAACUUCCACUGAAAUAAGCCUCCUGUCUAAGGGGAUAAGAUUCAAUAACACCGAUGCUGCAACUACGGACUUCCUAGCCAACCUUGAAUCCCUCCUUCUGACCUCGGACGUCCCUGAUAACAUGCGUGCGGGCAUUCGCAGUUGCGCCACUGGUCUCAUCCGACAAAGGAAAAAUCAUCAAACCCUUUCGACCGAAGAGAAAAAGACGUUGCGAUCGCUAGAGACAGAUGACAAAAUAGUUAUUAUGUCUGCUGACAAAGGAGGAGCAAUUGUUAUCAUGGAUAAGGUUGACUACGUCAACAAGGCAAACCAAAUCUUCGAUGACAGGGAAACCUAUGCACCACUCGCUGCAGACCCAACGAAAAAGCAAGCCGCGACUAUCAAGAAGAAAGUGAAUAAGCUUGCCCGAUUGAAGCUCAUAAGCCCCGAUGACAGCAGAUCUAUGACCCUCAAUGACCCCCGUAUCGCACGUGCGUACGGCCUUCCAAAGGCGCACAAGACAGAUGCGCCGCUGAGGAGCAUUGUGCCACUUAUUGGAUCCCCUACUUACAACCUUGUCAAGUGGUUAUACAGGCACUUAAAGCACCUCGCAAAUGGAUCGCAAUACAGCAUCCAAAAUUCUCAGGCUUUCCUACAAAAGAUCCAAGGCCUUGAAGUAAGUUCUGACGAAUGCAUCCUAUCGUUCGAUGUUGUUGCCCUAUUUUCGUUAAUACCACAUGACCUAGCAAUGGACAGCGUAGCCCGAUGUCUAGAGCAAAGUCCCAUUGACAUUCCAACAGAACAUGCUCUAGACAUGCUUAAGGUUUGCCUCAAGAAUUAUUGUCAGUUCGAUGGCAAGUACUAUUACCAAGUAAAGGGCACCGUACUGGGCUCCCCCAUAUCGGGGCUGCUUGCUGAACUAGUCUUGCAGCGACUAGAACAGGAUGUUGUGCACACCUUUGAACCAAAAAUGUGGAUCCACUACGUGGACGACACAUUUGUCAUCCUAAAGACCAGGGAAGUUGAGCGAUUGCAUCAGAGCUUAAAUAGCGUCUUCCGCCUAUACAAUUCACCCGCGAAGAAGCAACAGGAGAUACCCUUCCCUACUUAG